Emiliania huxleyi CCMP1516 is the source of this 1077-nucleotide messenger RNA. RefSeq lists its product as hypothetical. The record is from RefSeq and is a predicted model, not a curated record. Gene Ontology annotation, biological process: protein folding. NCBI's taxonomy places the organism in Eukaryota, Haptophyta, Isochrysidales, Noelaerhabdaceae. The transcript has 5 exons. Bases 14 to 844 code for a protein of 276 amino acids. Gene Ontology annotation, cellular component: cytoplasm.
AACGCCCUGCCCGAUGGACGACGAGCGGUUCGAUGGCAUGUACAUGAACAUGGCUGGCCAGCUGGGAGGCAUCGACCCGCUGCUGGACGGCUUCUUCGGCUUCCUGCGCCGCAAGACAGACUUCUUCACGGGCGCCGCCUCGGCGGACGCAGCUGAGGCGACGGUGCUCAAGGCGCUCAGCAAGAACAAAGAGCGGGCAGAGGAGGACGCGCGCGAGAAGGCGGCCAAGGAGAGGAAGCGCAAGGCGGAGGAGGAGGCGCGCCGUGCGCGAGUCGCCGCCGAGCGCGCCAAGCAGCAGAAGCAGGAGGAUGAGAGCCGAAUCGUCGACGAGAGCAAGGGCCAGGCGCCAGUCAACAACGGCGGCGUCUGCGGCAACUACAGGUGGGAGCAGUCGCUCGGCGACGUGACGGUGUUUGUGGCGGUGCCCAAGGGGACAAAGGCGAAGCAGCUCAACGUGCAGAUCGGGAAGAAGCGGCUGGUCGUCGGCGUGGCCGGCGCGCCGAGCGGCUGGCUGGCGGAGGACUCGUCGUGGUCGGUCGAGGACAACGCCAAGGAGGACAACCGGCUGGUGACCCUGACGCUGACAAAGAUGAACGGGAUGGAGUGGUGGAACCGCCUCCUUGUGGGCGACGCCGAGAUUGACACGCAAAAGGUGGAGCCGGAGAACUCGAAGCUCUCCGACCUCGACGGCGAGACGCGCCAGACCGUCGAGAAGAUGAUGUACGAUCAGCGGCAAAAGGCGGCCGGGCUGCCCACCGCCGACGAGCAGAACAAGCAGGACAUGCUGAAGCGCUUCAUGGAGCAGCACCCGGAGAUGGACUUCUCCAAGGCCAAGAUUUGCUGAGCCCGGGCUCGUGCCGGAGGCGGCGGCGGUGCGAGCGGCGUGCCGAGACACGCAGACGGCGGACCGCGUCAUCUGCACGUUGGAUUACUUCCUUGGGGUGAAGAUCCGUUCGCCGCGGUGUGCACACCGUCGUGUUUCGGUUCUUGGAGCGCGCACAUCCAUCGAGGGAUGCGCCCACCAACGACACACUCUUCUUCUCGAGCAACAUAUUGUACAAACGGUUGCGCGCGACA